Molecule: messenger RNA, 816 nt
Organism: Pieris macdunnoughi
Lineage: Eukaryota; Metazoa; Arthropoda; Insecta; Lepidoptera; Pieridae
Source: the annotation of a GenBank genome assembly
AUGAAGAUUUUUACAAUAUUAACAAUACUUGCAUUAACCUCAGCAUACAAGAUCACGCAACUAAAGGUGCCGCUGUAUGCAGACCCGCGGCGUGCUGCAGAACUCAUCUGUGAUUUUCAGAUGAAUGACGAGACUCUACACUCUGUCAAGUGGUAUAGAGAUAUGCAUGAGAUCCUUCGAUAUAAUCCCUCUCAAAAGCCUUCGAUAAGACUAUUUAACGUUACGGGAAUAAAUGUGCAAGGCGGUGAGUGCCAGGCGGAAUGGUGUAUGGUGCGAGUGAUGCCUCUACCGUUCGCCGUCCGAGCGGCCUUUACUUGCGAGAUAUCCACCGAAGGACCCAGAUUCCAGAUAGCGAGACAGACCAAGCAAAUGACUGUUGUUGCAAUGCCAGAGAGGGAUCCUGUCAUAAUUGGAGCUCCCAAAUUAGUGAGACCUGGAGAGCAUGUAUUGCUUAAUUGUAGCUCGGACUUCUCGCUGCCACCUGCAGAUAUCAAUUGGUAUAUUGGUAACGAGAAUCAAAAGCAAGAGCAGUGGCAGCGUACGGAGCUAAGUUUACCCCAAGCGGGAGGUUUACGUACCUCCUGGCGCGUACUUCACCUUGCAGUCCCGACAGUAGAGAGCGGCGCAUUGCGCGUGCGCUGCGAGGCUGCGCUGCCAGUGGAGCCACCAGUCCUACGUGAUACUAGCAUUGUCCUUACACUGUAUUCGCGCACGCAACUCUUCUCCAAAUACGUUGCCAACACAGGCGCAAGAAUCGACUUUCAGUUAGUGUGGGCGACGAUGUGGGUCUAUGUUCUAAUAGUAAUAACAUUAUGA